AUGGGCGAGCCAGGCGGGCAGAGCAGGCCACGGCGUUUCACGUUCUCGGACGCGCCCAACGAGGCCUCGGGGGCCUCGGCGCCCGCGGCCCCGCGGGUGGUGGCGCCGCAAGCGCAGGCGCCCGCGGCGGUGCCGCCGCGACUAGGCUUCGCGACCCCGAGCCAGCCAAGACCACAGCAUGUACCAGCGAUGCAUCACUCCGCGUGGAGCCAGCAGCAGAACUGGCCUGGCUGGGGCGGAGGCGACGGCUGGGGAUACGAAGGCUACGAGGGAUACGGAGGCGAUGGCUGGGGAGGCUGGGACGACCCGGCCCUCUGGAACGCCUGCGCGGCCUGGCAUGGCAAAGGCGGCUGUGGCGGCUAUCCCGCCGGCUCCAUGGGCGGGCAAAUCCUGGUUGGCACGGUCAAGAGCUAUAGCUCCGUCAAGGGCUUUGGGUUCCUGAUCCAUUCGGACAUUGCGCAGGACAUUUGGUUCGCAAAGGAAACGGUCGCUGCGGAGUACAGGACCUCGGACCUCGCGGGCACCAGCAUGAGCUUCGAGCUCAUCCGGGCGCAGGACGGCAAGCCCCAGGCCAGAAACCUGCGGCCUGCUCCGUCCGGCAUGCCGCCGCCGCCGGUGAACCCCAACCAGCACGUGCCUGUGUCGCGCUUCGACCAGCGCCCUGGUUUCCCGCCCCCGGCGCUCAUGCGCCCCGGCAUGCCGGGCAUGAUGCCGGGCAUGGCCGGCAUGCCCGGCAUGGGCGUGGGCGUGGGCAUGGGCGUGGGCAUGGCAAUGGGCAUGCGGCCCGCAGGGAUGCCUGGAAUGGCGGCGCCGGGGCAGCCGAAGCGGAGGGCCUGGUCCCCCCACGCUGGCUCCAGAGCGAUCGCCACCGCCUCGAAGGAUGAUCAGGUCCCAGGCAUGGUGCAGCCGCCGGUGGAAGCGAAGAAGUCGGAGUCGGAGGAGCGGAGCAAGUCGUCCAGCCGAAGAUCCAGCGAGCCGUCGUCAAGCUCAAGUGACAAGAAGAAGAAAAAGAAGAAGAAGGACAAAAAGAAGAAGAAAAAGAAGAAAAAGAAGUCCAAGAAGAGCGACCGCUGCGGGCGGCUCAGGGUUUCGGGCCCAUGGGCCGAGCUCCGCGCGGGCGAGUUCGCCAUGGUCCAAGUGGCGGGGCCCUCGACGGCGUUUCUGGAGUUGGAGAAGCAGCCGGAGCUUUUGGAACGGCCCUGCUUCAUCCUGGAGAACCAGCAGAUGGGGUGGUCUGGGGCGUGGGAGCCCACGCCGACGGAGCAGUUCAAGAGUUGGGCGGACCGGCUGGUGCAGGAGGCGGCCCCCGCCCUUCCAAGCCCUGAACGCGGAUGGAGUCUUGAUGAGGGAGUGCACCCCGAGGAGGAGCUCCGGGACCUCGUCUACGAGACCGGUGAAUUGCAGCACCUCUACGGGCCGCAGGUGGACGCGACCACGGACUGCGAGGGUUGGAUCUAUGCCACAGCUCCGGCGAGGCGCUGGAGGAGGUGCUGGGCCGCCGCAGCAUCUCGCAGAUCCCGCUGGAUCCCACGGCGAUGA
Effrenium voratum is the source of this 1539-nucleotide messenger RNA. NCBI's taxonomy places the organism in Eukaryota, Dinophyceae, Suessiales, Symbiodiniaceae. The record is from the annotation of a GenBank genome assembly.